This is a messenger RNA of Phytophthora sojae, 396 nucleotides long. RefSeq lists its product as hypothetical. The transcript has a single exon. The coding region runs from base 1 to 396 and encodes 131 amino acids. The record is from RefSeq and is a predicted model, not a curated record. NCBI's taxonomy places the organism in Eukaryota, Oomycota, Peronosporomycetes, Peronosporales, Peronosporaceae.
AUGCUGCGUGCUACGCAAGUGAGCAGCGUCGUCCUCGCCCACGUGAUGGCGAUGGUUGCGUUCCUCCGGACGCUCCGUCCUGACCAAGCCCGGCUUCGACAGCUGGAAGCCAUCGCUGCGGAUGCUGACCCUGCGGACAUCGACACGGCCAGGCCCUGGGUCAGCAUGCCCUUCCACAUGAGAGACCCAGUGGAUCGCCUGCGCUUCAUUCAUGGGUUCGCAUUCGUGCGAAUGAGCAGGAUCCAGCACCUUUUCAACGCUGCGAAAGGCUUUGGGAGCCAAGCCGCCAUCGCCGCUGGCUGUGGUCUCAGCCACUUCUACACGUUCCGCUACAAGGGGUCUGGCGAGCCUGUUAUGCCCCCGGAGCUGUACAAUCCCCGCACGCACGAGUACUGA